AUUCUACGCCCCUCAAAACCCCUUUGACGAGAUUCACGGGAUCUGCACAGACGAAUUCGCCCUCACCAUUGAGCAGCAGCUCUGCAACGCCUAGGAAGAAGAGAUUUGUAAGGAAGCAGCCUUUAAAAGAUCGUAUACUGCAAUGGCCAUCCAACUUUAUAUUCAAACUCUGGGUAGAUUGGGAUCUAGCACACUUGAUAGAUUCCCCUAGAGUAGCCAAAUCUAUCGGUUUCCUGCUCCAUCUCUUAUCUUUCCUAGUGAAAUAUGCCGGUCUAUCUACUAGUCAAUCUAAUAGGCAAUCUAUAUUAAAAAAGAGCAGCGCGUCUGCAACAGCACGUGCAUCUGCUAUUAGAGCAGCCUCUAAGAGAUCUCUUCCAUGGGUAUAGCUGGUAUCAUUCGCGAUUGAUAAACUCACAUUUGCCGUAGGCGCCGAUUCUUGCUUUUACGUUAUUCGUUAUUACGGCGAUCAACACUUACACACUCUUUACAAAAUUUAGAAGCUACAGGAUGUUCAUGAGAAGGGAUCCGAUUUCAUCUCCGAACGCACGUAAAAUACAACUUGAUCUUGAUCUUGAUCAAAGUCGCGAAGGAACUCCUGAAUUUGAGCGCAAAGCUGGCUUAAGUGACUACAUCGUGAUGACUACAGGAUUUCUAUGGAAGUAUUUCAUUCUUCUCAUUUGGAGACCGUUUUUGAUGUUGAUCGGCGUAUCACUCUCGAAAUCUGAGAACAGCGGGAGAAUGCUCCGUGAAGGACAAGCAGAAGUAUACCAAAUAGAUAUGUGGGAUAUAAACGAAGGUUCAUUAGCCUUGUUCGAAGUGUACUCCCCAGCACACGCACUCUGCUGGAUAUUCUUGAAUGCAUCAAAUUGGAUGUACUUGAUUAUCCUAAUGAUAGCUCUCUGGAGUCAGAUACACGUUAUGGUAGAAAAGUACACGAUGCUUCUAAAGGAUAAGUUAAUAGUACAAGGUGAAGUUAUGCAUGAGUACAAUGAAACUUUCGUACAUCCACGCGUAUUUAAAGCUACAAAAGAUGUUAGCACCCAAACAGAGUAAAUUAAUUGUAAUUUAAUAAUUUU
Wallemia mellicola CBS 633.66 is the source of this 1076-nucleotide messenger RNA. RefSeq lists its product as hypothetical. The record is from RefSeq and is a predicted model, not a curated record. The transcript has 7 exons. Lineage: Eukaryota; Fungi; Basidiomycota; Wallemiomycetes; Wallemiales; Wallemiaceae. Gene Ontology annotation, biological process: regulation of exit from mitosis; maintenance of rDNA. The coding region runs from base 508 to 1053 and encodes 181 amino acids.